Sorex araneus (European shrew) is the source of this 2988-nucleotide messenger RNA. RefSeq names its product MAPK associated protein 1 (gene MAPKAP1). Bases 534 to 2138 code for a protein of 534 amino acids. Gene Ontology annotation, biological process: TORC2 signaling. Gene Ontology annotation, molecular function: phosphatidylinositol-4,5-bisphosphate binding. Gene Ontology annotation, cellular component: plasma membrane; TORC2 complex; cytoplasm. The transcript has 14 exons. The record is from RefSeq and is a predicted model, not a curated record. NCBI's taxonomy places the organism in Eukaryota, Metazoa, Chordata, Mammalia, Eulipotyphla, Soricidae.
GUGCGCGGGGAGCGGUUCCGGGUCGUGGCGCCGCUCGGGGUCACAGGGCUGCUGCUUGGCCGGCCGGCGGUGCUAGCGGCGGGGGCAUGAGGGCGAGCCCGGAAAGCGGUAGCUGAGCCGGCCGGGAGGAACGCCAGCCCCCGAGGAUCCCGAGAGCGCGGAGCUCGGGGCUGGGGGCCGGGAGGCGCGGGGGAGCCGGGCCCGCUCCUCAGGAACGUGUCCCGGGGCCGACCCGGCCCGUAGUGUGGCAGCAGCUUCAGAUUUUAUUUUGAAUAAACAAGGCAGUUUUUCAAUCUGACCUUCAGUUGCUGAUAGAAAGGAGACUAAAAAGAGACGAACUGAGGUGCAGGUUUGAAUCCUGAAGCACUAAGAGAGUUGGCCAUGCUGCGCUACAUCGGGGCCCAUAUGAUGCCGACAUUGAACCUGGGCAGCUCUGACUUGCAAGUCAUGUGCCUGGAGCAAUAGUAGGUGAACCUGUGAAACAAUAUGAAGAGGAGAAAAUAGCGUUUUAAAGAAAUUGGUCCACAGAAAGGAUGGCCUUCUUGGACAAUCCAACUAUCAUUCUAGCUCAUAUUCGACAGUCACAUGUGACCAGUGAUGACACAGGAAUGUGUGAGAUGGUUCUCAUUGAUCAUGAUGUUGACCUAGAGAAGAUUCAUCCUCCUUCAAUGCCUGGAGACAGUGGGUCAGACAUUCAGGGAAGCAAUGGUGAGACUCAGGGCUAUGUAUAUGCCCAGUCAGUCGAUAUUACCUCAAGUUGGGACUUUGGUAUUAGAAGACGCUCAAACACAGCUCAAAGAUUAGAACGACUCCGAAAAGAGAGACAAAACCAGAUCAAAUGCAAAAAUAUUCAAUGGAAAGAAAGAAAUUCUAAGCAAUCAGCCCAGGAGUUAAAGUCACUGUUUGAAAAAAAGUCCCUCAAAGAGAAACCUCCAAUUUCUGGAAAGCAGUCAAUGUUAUCUGCACGCCUGGAACAGUGCCCUCUGCAGCUGAAUAACCCCUUUAAUGAAUAUUCCAAAUUUGAUGGCAAGGGCCAUGUGGGCACCACAGCAACUAAGAAGAUUGACGUCUACCUCCCCCUGCACUUGAGCCAGGACAGACUGAUGCCCAUGACUGUGGUGACAAUGGCCAGCGCCAGGGUGCAGGACCUGAUUGGGCUCAUCUGUUGGCAGUACACUAGUGAAGGACGGGAACCGAAGCUCAAUGACAAUGUGAGUGCCUACUGCCUGCACAUUGCCGAGGAUGAUGGCGAGGUUGACACAGACUUCCCCCCGCUGGAUUCCAACGAGCCCAUUCAUAAGUUCGGCUUCAAUACUUUGGCCUUGGUUGAAAAGUAUUCAUCUUCUUGUCUGAUCCCCAAAGAAUCCCUCUUCGUUCGAAUAAAUGCUGCUCAUGGAUUCUCCCUUAUUCAGGUGGACAACACAAAGGUCACCAUGAAAGAAAUCUUGCUAAAGGCAGUGAAGAGAAGAAAAGGAUCCCAGAAAAUUUCAGACCUCCUCCCCUCCUCCUGCCCCUUUGAUCUUCCAGGCCCUCAGUACCGCCUGGAGAAGCAGAGCGAGCCCAAUGUCGCCGUGGACCUGGAGAGCACUUUGGAGAGCCAGAGCGCGUGGGAGUUCUGCCUGGUCCGCGAGAACAGUUCAAGGGCAGACGGGGUUUUCGAGGAGGAUUCGCAGAUUGACAUCGCCACCGUGCAGGAUAUGCUCAGCAGCCACCACUACAAGUCCUUCAAAGUCAGCAUGAUUCACAGACUCCGCUUCACCACCGACGUCCAGUUAGGUAUCUCUGGAGACAAAGUAGAGAUAGACCCGGUGACGAAUCAGAAAGCCAGCACGAAGUUUUGGAUUAAGCAGAAACCCAUCUCAAUCGAUUCUGACCUGCUCUGUGCCUGUGACCUUGCCGAGGAGAAAAGCCCCAGUCACGCGAUAUUCAAGCUCACGUAUCUAAGCAAUCACGACUACAAACACCUCUACUUUGAAUCCGAUGCUGCUACCGUCAAUGAAAUCGUGCUCAAGGUGAACUACAUCCUGGAGUCGCGAGCGAGCACUGCCCGGGCUGACUAUUUUGCUCAGAAACAGAGAAAACUGAACAGACGCACAAGCUUCAGCUUCCAGAAGGAGAAGAAAUCGGGACAGCAGUGACCCCCCUGCCAGGGCCCGCCGGGGCCCUCCGUGUGCCUGCGGCCCCGGAGCGGAGCCAGAGGGGCGGCGUGGGGGUCCGCAGUGCGACGGGCGGCCCGGCCGGCCCCGGGUGUACAUAGCCAUGCAGACACGUCCUUGCAACUUGAUCAAAUUUCUUAAACGAAGAACAAAAUGUACAUUUCUUUUUUUUCCUUUUAAUAAACAGGUGUACUCUUUAUCACGGUUGGUAUGACGGACCAUUCUUUGGGGCAGAGGAUUGAUUAUGUUCCUCCCUCUAAAAUCUGUUCCCGUAUUGAACGGGCAGAUUGGAAAACGCUCCGGCUCGACUGCUCGGCAGGAGCGGCGAGGGCCGAGUCGAUAGCUUGAACGGGGACCAUUUGUUUAAAUGAUGUUGCCCGGGGGGCGACGAGGGACCCGUCUCAGGGGCCUGAGCGCGCGGGCGUCCCACCCCCGAAGUGGUCACCCCCAUUUCCUUGACAGCCACUGUCCGUCCCCCUGGCCGUGAGCUUCUGUCUUCAGGAAGUGGGAGACCCUCAGGCUUCCUCAGGCCCCGGGCAGCGGGCAGGAAGCCGGGGGCCUGCUGACGCCGCCUGCCUCAGUGUCCCCCCCAAGGCGCUGCCUCUGGACCAGUGCCCUGAGCGGCCCCUCCGAACCGGCCAGCCGAAGCAUCUUUUCUAACGUCUUCCAUCCCCCACCCAAAAAAGAAAAACUCUUAUUUGUAGCUUGCUACCUGUCUUUGGAUUUUUAGCAAUUUUCUACUUAGAUAUCUUUGGAACAUGUCGAUGACUAAUUUGGUCAUGGAAUCUUGUGACUUAUCCAACAUUAAAAAAUAAAAGUCCUGUCGAUGCCG